Trypanosoma theileri is the source of this 1143-nucleotide messenger RNA. RefSeq lists its product as uncharacterized. The annotation marks the transcript as partial. The record is from RefSeq and is a predicted model, not a curated record. Lineage: Eukaryota; Euglenozoa; Kinetoplastea; Trypanosomatida; Trypanosomatidae. The transcript has a single exon.
AAUAAUAAUAAUAAUAAUAAUAAUAAUAAUAAUAAUAAUAAUAAUAAUAAUAAUAAUAAUAAUGAUUUAAUAAGUGGAAAGGAUGGAAACGAAGUUAACUGCACAAAUAAUGCGGCGCUACUCAUGCAGAUGAUAACAAUGGAUGAACCCUUACAACGCAACGCUAUUCUUUAUGAGUGGAGUGAUGAACAUGAUGAUUUGUAUGUUCAGUUUACGGAAAAAGAACUUGAAAUCAUAGAGAAGGAAAAAGAACGUGAGGCAGCAGCGGCAGCAGAAAACAAUGCGAUACUCCAACAAACAGCUAAUAGUUUUCGUGAUCAACCUAUUACUAUGAUUGAGAUUCGAAAAGGAAAUCAAUCCGCUGGAUUCAUGCAGGCUUUUCGUCAGGCCCAACAAAAACGACAACAACUACGUGAUCGUGGUGGAACUUUUGAUUUUUCAUCAUACUUUACAACUGCUGUAGUUCCUCAACGAUUAUUAGAUCUUCAGGAGGAUGAUCGUUGUCGUUUUGAGCUCGCGGAUAUAAAAGCCGCCUUUGAAGAUGAUAUGCGGGAUAUGCAUGAGAUGGAAACUGUAGUGGUGUAUGAGAAUGAAGAACGAGAGGUGGACACGAAUGGACGACGACGUUGGCGACCACAUCUUACAUUUCCCUUUGAUGAUGAAAAUGGAGAAGUUGUGGAUAUCACCACUCUGAAUGCCACUGCCACUAUUAGAAAAGGAAAUACAACAACAACCUCAUUAGGGGGAAUUACUUCACCUACUACUAUGACUACACCAACACCAACAACAAUAACAACAACAACAACAACAGCAGCAGCAGCAGUCUCUACAGGAUGGCGAUGGGCUAAUCUCAAUACAGAUGGAAACUCAUCAUCACUACCGAGUGGAUCGAGACUGGCGAGGAGAGAAUUACAUCCUUGGCGUGUGGGUGAAUGGCUGUACGCAACCCGUUGGCCCACAAGGGAAGAAGAGCAGCAGGGCACAUUUGAGUGGAAAACAUCUAUGGAUGGUGUGGAGGCUAAAGUGCGCCGACGUCGAUUAUCACGUGAUCGCAUAAAUCUCACUAUGGAAGCCGCAAAAGAGCAGCGGCGUCAGGAGUAUCUGAAGAAAUUGGAAGAAGUGCGUAUGGAAUUAGGCCUAUAG